GCCAGCCUGGUUAAUAUGCACAUUCUGCAAGCCUCCACGGCAGAAAGAUCCAUUCCAACUGCUCAGAUGAAGCUGAAAAGAGCCCGCCUCGCAGAUGACCUCAAUGAAAAGAUUGCUCUCCGCCCGGGGCCCUUGGAACUGGUGGAGAAGAACAUUCUGCCUAUGGAUUCUUCAGUGAAAGAGGCUAUAAAAGGUACGGAGGUGAGUUUCUCCAAAGCAGCAGAUGCGUUUGCCUUUGAAGAGGACAGCAGCAGCGAUGGGCUUUCUCCGGAUCACACUCGGAGCGAAGACGCCCAGGGCUCCACGGGAUCGCCCCCAGAUGUCAAAUCCGCUGAGGCGCCUUCGGUUGGUCCUCUGGACACAAUCCAGGAUCUGGCUCCUGGCUCAGAAGGUGAUAAGAACGAUGCCGUCUCCCAGCCAAGCAAGCAGCCAGACUCUGGGAAGCAGGGGCUUGGCCCCCUCAGCACCCCUGUCCCUGUGCACACUGCUGUGAAGUCCAAGUCUUUGGGGGACAGUAAGAACCGCCACAAAAAGCCCAAGGACCCCAAGCCGAAGGUGAAGAAGCUCAAAUACCACCAGUACAUCCCCCCAGAUCAGAAGGCAGAGAAGUCGCCCCCGCCUAUGGACUCCGCCUACGCCCGGCUGCUCCAGCAACAGCAGCUAUUCCUACAGCUACAAAUCCUCAGCCAGCAGCAGCAGCAGCAGCAGCAGCAACAGCAGCAGCAGCAGCGGUUCAACUACCCUGGGGUGCACCAAACACACCUCAAAGAACCAAAUGAAUCGAUGGUCAGAAAUCCGAAUUCUUCCUCAACACCACUGAACAACACCCCCCUGUCCCCUGUCAAAACCAGUCUUUCUGGACAAACUGGUGUCUGUUCUCUCAAGCCAGGCCCCCUUCCACCAAACCUGGAUGAUCUCAAGGUGUCAGAGUUAAGACAACAGCUCCGAAUACGAGGCUUGCCGGUGUCAGGCACCAAGACGGCGCUGGUGGACCGGCUUCGACCCUUUCAGGAUUGUGCUGGCAAUCCUGUGCCGAACUUCGGGGACAUAACGACUGUCACCUUUCCCGUCACGCCCAACACCCUGCCCAGUUAUCAGUCCUCCCCAUCAGGCUUCUACCACUUCGGCAGCACCAGCUCCAGCCCACCCAUCUCCCCCGCCUCGUCUGACCUGUCGGCCGCAGGGUCACUGCCAGACACCUUCCCCGAUGUGUCACCUGGCUUCGGCCUGCGUGCGUCCCCGGUGCCCGCCUGCACCGAUGAGAGCCUGCUGAGCAGCCUGAACGGGGGCUCCGGGCCCUCGGAGCCUGACGGGCUAGACUCUGAGAAAGACAAGAUGCUGGUGGAGAAGCAGAAGGUGAUCAACCAGCUCACCUGGAAGCUGCGGCAGGAGCAGCGGCAGGUGGAGGAGCUGAGGAUGCAGCUGCAGAAGCACAAGAGCGGCUGCGGAGACCAGCAGCCACUGCCCUUCCUGGGCGCCACCAUCAAGCAGGAAGACGUCUCUAGCUGCCCCUUCGCAGCCCAGCAGGCAUCCGGAAAGGGACAGGGCCACGGCUCCGACAGUCCCCCUCCGGCCUGUGAGACUGCUCAGCUGCUGCCUCACUGUGUGGAGCCCUCAGGUCCAACCCAUGUACUCUCAUCCACAUUCCUCAGCCCCCAGUGCUCCCCUCAGCACUCGCCCCUGGGGACCCUGAAGAGCCCGCAGCACAUCAGCCUGCCUCCAUCACCCAACAACCCUUACUUCCUGGCCUCAUCCUCUGGGGCUCAGAGAGAGAGCCAUGGGGUCUCCUCACCUAGCAGCAGCCAAGGGUGCGCGCAGAACUCAGGGGCACACGAAGGCCAUCCUCCUAGCUUUUCUCCUCCAUCUUCCAGCCUCCACCAGCCCUUCUCUGGCACCCAAGCAGACAGCAGUCAUAGUGCUGGGCUCAACCCCUGUCCCAAAAGCCCAGUUAUUCAUCCAAAGGCAACUGGUUUACAGUCAUCUGACAAGGUGGGGCCAAAGUUUUCAAUUCCAUCCCCAACUUUCUCUAAGUCAAGUUCAACGGUUUCAGAGAUAACCCAGCCCCCGUCCUAUGAAGAUGCAGUAAAGCAGCAAAUGACUCGGAGUCAGCAGAUGGAUGAACUCCUGGAUGUCCUCAUCGAAAGUGGAGAAAUGCCAGCCGAUGCCAGGGAAGAUCACUCAUGUCUUCAAAAAAUUCCAAAGAUGCCCGGGUCCUCGCGCAGCCCUCCUACCACCCUCUCCAAGCCCGCUGCUUCCUUUGAUCAGGCAUCCUCAGGAGGCCAGAUCUCCUUCGAUCACUACGCUGCCGCUGACGGUGACGAACACCUAGAAGUCUUAUUGAAUUCUCACAGCCCUGUAGGAAAGGUGAGCGACCUCACCCUCCUCAAAAUCGGGAGCGAGGAGCCUCCUUUUGACGGGAUCAUGGAUGGCUUCCCAGGGAAGGCUGCCGAAGACCUCUUCAGUGCUCAUGAGCUCUUGCCUGGGCCGCUGUCCCCUAUGCAUACGCAGUUGUCACCUUCUUCAGUGGACAGCAGUGGUCUGCAGCUGAGCUUCACAGAAUCUCCUUGGGAAACAAUGGAAUGGCUGGACCUUACCCCACCCAGCUCCACGCCAGGGUUCAGCAACCUCGCCACCAGCGGCCCCAGCAUCUUCAACCUCGAUUUCCUGGAUGUGACAGAUCUCAAUUUGAAUUCCCCCAUGGACAUCCACUUACAGCAGUGGUGAACACCUGAGGUACAAGAGCCGUGAGAGCUCAAUAGGA
Molecule: messenger RNA, 2761 nt
Organism: Psammomys obesus (fat sand rat)
Lineage: Eukaryota; Metazoa; Chordata; Mammalia; Rodentia; Muridae
Gene: Myocd
Product: myocardin
Exons: 11
Coding region: 16-2724 (902 amino acids)
Biological process (GO): smooth muscle cell differentiation; cardiac muscle cell differentiation
Source: RefSeq, a predicted model, not a curated record